UGCAAUGGGUGACAUGUACUUGCUAAGUGCAUUUCUUGUUUUCCAGGAAGAAGCGGCGGAAAGAGGACUGGCGAGUGCUGACAGCAAGAACACGAAGUUGAAAGUCGGUGCACUGCAAGGUUAGAGUGAAAAAAAAGUCGCAAAAUACCUCAGCAAAGCUCUGAGUUAUUUAGUACCGGAUAGUGCUUCACAUUAGAAAUUGUGGAACGGACUGUUUCAUACUUGGCUGGAGCAUUGACUAGCAAGAUGUGGACAGCUUCCGGAGAAACCUACUGCUGAAGGAGAGAGCAAGUGUUAAAAGAACACCGGGCUUAGAGAAUAUUUUGAUGUCCCAGCAGCAAAUGAAACAGUAGAAGCUUUGUACAGUUCACAACCCACACUGGAGAUGAAAAUGCUAUUGCUAAUGACUUCAGGAAGGAUUUAAAAAACAGUUGACAUUUCACAGCACAACAUCCAGGAUUACUGUUUGAAUGGUCAUCCUAAAACUUGGAAGAUGAUACAUUGUGGUGAUGCACCAUUCAAAUCUACACAGAAAUCCCCUUCAGAAAUAUCAGUAAACCAUCAGGCACUGCUUAAUAAUCCAAAAUGAGUGGUACUGUCAUCAAUCUUGGCCACAACAUCAGGAGAUCUUCAAUGCAGACAGACAGUGGAGUUAUUUCAGAUUCAUCUGAUAACAAGAUUGAGCUAUGUUCAAAUAGUUCAAAGGAGCUGAAAAGAAGAAAGAAUACAGGUAGGCCUGAAGUAGGGCAGACACCCAACGUCAGAUCUAACCAAGGGGGAGAUUACUCCGAUCCACAGAUAACUGAAGGAAAUGGCACAGAGAGACAAAGCCCUGCUGCAUUGGAUUUCACACAUGGUUUAUCCACCCCAAGGCUUUUAAUAAUCUGUGAUAAAGUUAAACUUUGUUCUGAUGUUACAGAGGUGUCGUGGCCACACGUGACUGUAGUGAAUUACGUAUAUGAGUCCUCCACACUGGACUCUAUCCUAGCGCAGAUUGCUGAGGCUUUAAGUGGAAAGAAAGUCAUAUCCAUCGCCUUCAUUCUCCAUAAUCAACAAGAUGCAGUUCACAUCUGUGGUGCUGGAGAAACCCAGACACUUACACCAGCUUCAGUGCAUGAUCAUAUGGCCCUGCGCAGGUUUUUCAAUAACCUGGUGACCUGGCAUUUGGAUGUAGAGAAAUCAAAUGCCAGCAUGGAUUUUCUGGGUUGUACUGCUUUAGCGACUGCUGACCUGGAGGCGAUCAAGAGGGAAUUGAAAACUGUGACAGGUGUUCCUGUUACCAUGGCCAGAAACCUGCUGGGCACUCAGCUUCUGGCAGGUCCAAACCAGGUGCUGGAUGGGGUAAAGAUGCACGUGUUAGAUCUUUACUGUGAAAGUGAUAAACUGAAGCGGCCACACCCGCAAACAUUGGCAGAGUUUGAAAAGAUACACAUAGUAGGAAAAGGAGCCUAUGGGACUGCAGUCCUAUAUCGGAAAAAGGAUGACGAUUCACUGGUCAUAUUGAAGGAAAUCAAUAUGCAUGAACUAAACCACAUUGAGAGGCAGAGAGCAAUGAAUGAGGUGAAAGUGCUUUCAAUGUUGGACCACCCCAACAUAAUCAAUUACUAUGACAGCUUUGAAGAGGAUGGUGUGCUGAUGAUUGAAAUGGAGUAUGCAGACGGGGGCACACUGGCACAAUACUUGGCGCAGCAGGGUCAGGAGUUAGAAGAGCAGCAAAUUCUGAAUCUCUUUCAUCAGAUGGUGGCCGCGAUCUCUUACCUCCACAAACACAACGUGCUGCACCGAGAUCUCAAGACAGCAAACCUUUUCCUUACCAAGAAAGGCGAAGUGAAGCUUGGUGAUUUUGGGGUGGCCAAGGUGAUGACGACAGGAAGUGAAGCACAUACAAUCUUGGGUACUCCCUUUUACAUCUCCCCAGAGAUAUGUGAGGGAAAAUGUUACAAUGACAAAUCAGAUAUCUGGUCACUUGGUUGUAUUCUUUACGAGAUGGCAUGCCGUCAACGCACAUUUGAAGGAACUAAUUUGCCAGCAGUGGUGAAUAAAAUCAUGAAGGGCCAAUUUGCUCCAAUCACUGAUAAAUACAGUGCUGAGUUUAAAGCCCUUGUGAUGGACAUGUUACAAAAGGAGCCUCAGUAUCGGCCUUCUGCUCAUGAGCUGUUACAUCUUCGCCUCCCUGAAGUGAUGGCAAAGUACAAAGAAACUCCAGAGUAUGAGGAAGAGCCAGAGACAGGCUUUCAACACAAGCUGAGUCAAAAGCGAAAUAGUCACACAAUUCUUUAUUAUUUAUACAUGCGUGAUCUGGAACUUCGCCCCAUUGAAGGACUGCCUACAAAGAUUAAAAUUAGACAGGUCGCUGUGACUGAUAGUCAUAUGAUAGCUGUUGCAGUGGAGAGAGCAGUGUACACAUGGGGAAGCAAUACGAAAGGCCAGCUCGGUCACGGGGACUUGCAAUCACGUUCAAGACCUCAGCUGGUGGAAGCGCUCAAAGGAAAGUUUAUUGUCAGGGCCUGUUGUGGCGAUGGAUUCAGUGUGUUUCUCAGUGAUAAUGGAAUUGUAAUGACUUCUGGAGAUGGAGCCCAAGGCUGCCUUGGGCAUGGGGACCACUUUAGUACCUCCAGGCCUUGUUUGAUUGAAGCUCUACUCAGUGUCAAUGUUAGGAUCAUUGCGUGUGGCCUGCAACAUGUGUUGUGUGUCACUGGUGAAGGUAAGGUGUUUGCGUGGGGGAAUGGAAAAUAUGGUAAACUGGGACUUGGGAAUGAUGAUGACCACUGCUCACCAAUGGAGGUAUCGUUUGAGAAGCAGAUCUUUGUAAGGGAUGUAAAGUGUGGUGUGGACGGUACCAUGUUCUUAACAGAUGCCGAUAGCGUGCUGGCUUGCGGUAAUAAUCAGUACAAUAAACUGGGUUUGAAUGAGAGACGGGGCCUCCUUAUGCAAAUGACUUUGCUGUUUGCCAGAACUGAUGUUGAAGAAAGGAAGCUUCCCACAGUCGUGAAAGCACUAAGGAACCACCGGGUGAAAGAUGCUAUCCUGGGCCCCUCUCACAGCAUUGUACUUGUGGAGCCUGGAAAUAUUUAUACCUUUGGGAGGAAUACAGAAGGACAGCUGGGGACUGGCAACACUAAGCCUUACAAAAUGCCAAUGCACGUAAAACAACUCCAACAUAGAACUAUCACUAUAAUCAGCUGUGGAGAGACAUUCAGUAUUGUUGGGACUGAUGAUAAUAAAAUUCUCUUCUGGGGCACCAAGUACAAAUCAAUACAAUCUUCAAACCCAUCAGUUAUGACCACGCCAUCUCAGACAGCUACAAAUGUAUCCAAAGAUGCCAUCUGCCCAACAUCACCACACCCUGUUGAAAAUGAGGAGCCCAUUACUGGGACUGUGAGCCAUAACGACAGUAAGAAACAUCCUGAAAAUGCAAAGCAGCUUGUUGGAAUCAGUGCAGUAAUGGGAAGAAACCAAUUCAGAGAGGAUGAAAUAGAUGCACCAGGAUCACCUUUACUAAACUCCAAAGCACAGAAAGACGUUAAUCGCUCCAAACAAGAUUCUUUGGGGGGAGACCAGACAUUUAGCGGUAUGACAUCAGUUAAAGAUCAAACAGAAGCCAGUAGUGGGAGCUGUAUGUCAGAAUGCAAGGAUACCCAGGAAUCCAGCAGCAUGACAGCAUAUUCCUUUGGGAGUGAGAGUAAUCUUCAGGACCAAGAAAGCAGCCAACAACUAAUCCCGGUUCCUAUCAUCAGCUUGAAAGAAGUUCUGGAGGACCACCCUGAUGUGCAUGCUUUUCUUCGGAAUAUUAUCUGUAAUAAGGAGAGCAUCUAUGUCCUGGUGGAGAACACUGAUCCACCAUGCUACAGGCAUACAAAGAGAUAUCGCAGCCUUCGCAAACGUGGAAACCGUGAGGAUCCAGGACUAAAGCAAGGGCGCAUUCUUCAAUAUUCCCAUUCCAGCAAUGAAGCUGGUGAUGAGUACACAAGCUCGGAGAUGUCUGAGUUAGAGACCAGUCGGUUUGUCCCAACAUGGAUAAGAAAUGAACUCAAUGAGGCAACAACCCUUGAAGCAGCCAGCAGUGAAAAGGGCAGUGCAACAGACACUGUCAUGGCCUUGGCCAGCAGAAGUGUAACAGGCGCGCAGUGUUUAGAGAGUCCAGUGACAACGAUGAGCAAAACCAGCUCAGAAGAAGCAAACGUACAAGUUACGAAGGAGGUGUUCGGAGGGGCAAAAAAGACAAGUGGGAGCCGCGAUGGAGAGAAACAUGGCCAUACAUCCACAUCAGGCAGCUCUGAUGGGCAGCUGAUGCCAAGCAAACAGAAGAUCACCAGGAAUAUUGAAAAACACAGGGAACCUGUGCAAGAUUUUGUGGCAUCCGCACGUCAGUGCAGGCAUUAUCGGACAGAAUUGGGCACGGGCUUCCUCUCUUCUCCGAGCUCCACCAAUCCAGUCACAGUUUGUGGGAGGACUGAUUCUGAAUCUCCUUGGAAAUCAGGAAUGCUGAGAACUCCAGGAACUGGAAAUCAGAGAUCACCUAAUAGACUACGUCUGGGCAGAGGACACACCAAGUGUCGAGCUACCUGGAUGAAUGCAGAAAUAUCUGCUGUGACAAGCUCCAAGUACUAUCACCAUCCUGCUCUGCCCACGUCACCUCUUUCAAAGAACAAGGUUGCUGAGUUGGCCAGAGAGGUGAAGGGAAAUAAGCGGAUUGAAGGCAGAAGAGAGCCACAAGAGGCAAAUCAUAAUAGUCUGCACCUCCUGGAGGAACAGCAGCGACUUGCACUGGAGCGAGAAGCCAGACUUCAGACAGAGAUAGACAAGCUGUACAAGGAACUGAAAGAGCAGAAACAACUCCUUAAACAGAACUCUGAUGUAAUGCAGCAGCUACAACAACAGCUGCUGAAGGUGCAGUCUCAGCAAUUCCAGGGCAGUGCCCAAACUGACUAUGAGCAAGGAAACAAAGCCACUACAAAACCAGAAAGUAGAAUCUGCGCGGUGAUGUAAAGGGGGGUUUGGAACCGGAGUGUAUCCCAGGCAGACCGGAUUGGCCGGAGACAGUUCUCAAAUGUGAGCGGCUGUGAUCUGAAACACACACAAAAAAAGCUUCUGACCUGUUGCCAUGGUGAUUGUGCUUUCAAGGGACUCUCUCCACAAAUGGCUAAGAUGAAAAGGACCUAUUUGACUUCUAGCCCCAUUCUCCCUCCCACCCUUCCCCCUGGCCCCACUCCUUAGCUCUUUGAAGUGGCCGUGAAGCCCACCCGGGAGAGACUGGGCGGCAGCUGCUGUUGGGGAUGGAGCAUUCCCUGUGUUAAAGCACCUGAACCAACUCAGUCAAGGGUUGAAGUUCAAAUGAAACUCAAGUAGCUCUAGGUCAAAAUGCCUUGAGGUAUUCAGGGCGGUGCUGUGAUUUCCUGAUUUGAGUUGCUUUUCCCUUGAGAUUGAGAGAAAGUAUAACGGUGGGGGUUACCCUGCUCACUUUUCUCACUCAGCUCCACAUCCCAUACCUAUUUAACAGAGUUAAUGUUGACUGUGCUGGCAAGAUUGUUUUCAUGAAAUUGACAAAUUAAUAAACUUUAAUGUAAAAUUCACAACUAAAUCUAAGAUAGAGCACAGGGCCAGGACCCAGCAAAUUUACAAUAGAUUCUUUACAGUUGAUGGAGACUGAUAAUUAUGGGAUGUGUAAUUGUAUCCAGUAACAGAUGGAGACAAAUGACUAUGGUAUGUGUAUAAUGGUGUGGUAUAACUGACUGAGUGUAACAAUUGAGAUGUAUAUAGUGUGCCAUAAACUGACGGUGUUGACAAAAGUAUAUUAAAGGAUAUAAAAUCAA
Stegostoma tigrinum is the source of this 5813-nucleotide messenger RNA. RefSeq lists its product as uncharacterized. Gene Ontology annotation, molecular function: ATP binding; protein kinase activity. The record is from RefSeq and is a predicted model, not a curated record. Bases 586 to 4989 code for a protein of 1467 amino acids. The transcript is spliced from 23 exons. Gene Ontology annotation, biological process: protein phosphorylation. NCBI's taxonomy places the organism in Eukaryota, Metazoa, Chordata, Chondrichthyes, Orectolobiformes, Stegostomatidae.